This is a messenger RNA of Copidosoma floridanum, 2059 nucleotides long. RefSeq lists its product as uncharacterized. Gene Ontology annotation, cellular component: centrosome. The record is from RefSeq and is a predicted model, not a curated record. NCBI's taxonomy places the organism in Eukaryota, Metazoa, Arthropoda, Insecta, Hymenoptera, Encyrtidae. Gene Ontology annotation, molecular function: protein binding.
ACCGAGGAAUGCAAAAAUGCUGGACGACGCCGAGUUGUUUACCGAACUGUGCGAUAAGCACGGUCUGCUGCCCGAACCGGACAUCAUUGAGGCUGUGAAACUUAGCUGCUCCACCGGGGAAUUAAGACUUUCCCACACUUCCAUAAUAGCCGGGCUCUGCGAAGUCAUAGCCCAAGUCCUGUCCUCCAGUUCGACGAUAAAACUCGUGGAUCUCAGCGACUGCAUGUUGCUCGCCAAAGGAUUGAGUUGCAUAUUCAAGGCACUGCGCCAAGGAUCAAGCGUCACCUGCUUGUAUCUAAAAGGCAACAACAUAAGUGGGCCUCUGGUCGAGCAGUUGGGCCAAGUGUUAUCUUCCAACAAUACUCUGAAAGUCAUGCACAUAGAGUGGAACAAUUUGGGAUCGCAGGUUGAUUCAUUUGCCAAAUUUUGCGUUGGUCUGUCGAAAAAUCAUCACAUCGAAGAGCUAGAUCUUAGGUACAAUCAGAUAUCGACGCUGUGCGCGGAUCAUUUUUCUACAGCUCUGAGGCAGAACAAGAGCUUGAAGAAACUUGAUCUGGCGUGGAACUCUUUGGGUAUGAGCGGUGGACAGAAAAUCCUGCAAGGCGUGCAGCACAACCGAUUUCUAGUCUCGUUGAAUCUCAAGGGUAACUGCGUACCGAGUGAAAUUCACUCGGCCAUCAAGGAUCGCAUUGCGGAAAACCAAAAGAGACAGUUGUUGUGCGAAACUCCCGUUUUUCAGAUUCCCGCGAUACCAAACUCCACGUCCACGGAAGAGGACGACCGCGGGACGCAAGUGAAACUGAGGUCGCGCAAAAAAAAGAAAAAACGCGAAAGGUCCAAGACACCCAUGGAGGACCUCAGGGACAGUCCGCUUGGCGAUUCAGGAAACGAGGGCGUCCCGAAGAAACCGAGCAAAGACAGCGAGCACGAGGUGCGCCCGGAGAUCGCCGAGAAGAUCCAAGCGCUCGAUCGGAUCAUACAAGAGAGGGCAGCCAGUAUGGAUCUCCUGCAAACUGAACUGGUAUCCAAGGAGGACGAGCUCAAGUCGAUACAUUCCGAAAACGAGAAACUCAAGACUGAAAUCCAAAAGCUGAAGGAGGAAAAAGAAGUGGCCCUGGAGGAGAAGGUGAAAGAGCUGGAGGACGUGAAAAGGGCACAUGCCAAGGCAGAGGGCAGCUGGAACGAGUCGUACAAAGAAUUAGAGGAGGCGCAGCGGAACACCGCCAGACUGAGACAGGAGGCCGAAGCCAAAAAUCGCAACUACGAGAAGGAACUGCGGAAAGUCAGCUCGGAAGUUCAGAUGCUCAAAGAAAAGUACGCCUCCACCGUGCAGAGCCACGAGGACGUGCUGUCCGAUUUCAAGGUCGAGACUCACCGCCUGAAGCGAGACGUCCAGGAAAGGGAAAACAAGUACCGGAUAGAAACGAACGCUCUGAAGGAGUCCUUGAAAGAGACCACUGAAGCACUGGAAAAGUGUCAAGAGCAGCUGCAAAAGCUGAGGAACGAGCUGCGGGAGUCCGUUGAGGUGCAGGGGAGGCUGAAAAUGAAGGCCGACGAGGCAGAGAGGUUCGCCAGUCGGACCCUGAGGAUCGAGGAGGCGCUGAACAGGUCGAAGGAGGAGAAAGAGAAGCUGGAGGAGAAGCUGCAGGAGUCGAGGCGUUCGGUGGCCCAACUGCAGAAGCAGAUGAUCAAGGUGCAGGAGGAGUCGCUGGAGCCGCAAAAGAGGUACGAGGCUCUGAAGCUCGAGCUGCUCAUAGAAAGGGAGAGAUCGGCCGCGCUGAAGAUUGAACUACAGGACGAAAGGGCCAGGAUGAAGGAGCAGACCGAGCAGCUGCAGAAGAUGCUCGGACAGAUAAAUGGAUUGUAUGCGCAGCUUAGCGAAGUUCAGGCCUGCCAUGCGGAAGUACUGAGGGUCAAGGAUGCUGAGAUUGAGAAGCUAAAAGGUGUCGUGGGACAGAAGACAAGAGAGUUGGAUGACUACAAGUCUGAGCAAGUACAUAGGGCACAUCAGUUUCAGGCUGCAGUGAGUAAGUACUUUGGGACAUUUGGAACGAAUUGA